AUGUAUCGGCCCGGUGUGUUAACUUGCUACAUUGGCCUGCUCGCUGGAGCAGCCACAGGCAACUUCUCAGCUGCAGUCAUCACUCGCUCUGCCAACACUAAUCCCCAUUAUGACAUCAUGGAUACAGGGAGUGCCUUGAUUCAAGCUGCUACAACGGCUAUAGAUGCCGAGGACGUAACUGCAGCUUGUCUGCCCACCAUGAAUAUGCUGAGGGUGCUUAACCUUCGUGAUCAGGCGUUAAAGGCCCUCGAACCAGAGACAGGAGGAGCAAGUGUAGAAGAAGGAGAAGGAGAAGAAGAUCAAGAGGAGCUUACAAAAUCAAAUACAGCUGCUGAUAUCGCAAAACUACUAGCAGGGACCGCUGCGGAGACCUGUGAGAAGGGGGCGACAGCGGAUGCAAAAACACACACUGGGCUUGUGAUUUCUUUCGAAUUCUCCGCAACCUUUGACUGUGGAUCGCUGAUCCAGGGUCACUUUUCCACAGGACUGAGCCAUAUACAAGAAUCAAACUUCGACCCGGCUACAGGCACGUAUGACACUGGGAAAGCCCCAUUUGAUAAUUUAUCGGCCAGCAAUGUUGCCAACAUCAUGUGGAGCAAAAGCACAAAGGCGUCUUGUGCCGUCACGAAAAACUGCAAGGCCGGUCACAACGUUCUGUAUUGCCGUUUUGUAGAGCCAAUCACAUCGAAAGACAAGCCUUUCACGACUGAACUGUAUGAGGCUCUCUUGCAGCGGCAGGCGGGUUCAUCAUCCAUUGCACUUCCCAGCAUUGCCAUAACAUUUUUCUGCGCCGCCUUGCUCUUGUUGAGUUAA
Messenger RNA from Eimeria necatrix, 813 nucleotides. Its product is annotated as SAG family member. NCBI's taxonomy places the organism in Eukaryota, Apicomplexa, Conoidasida, Eucoccidiorida, Eimeriidae. The record is from RefSeq and is a predicted model, not a curated record. Bases 1 to 813 code for a protein of 270 amino acids. The transcript is spliced from 5 exons.